GAGUGGUGGGGGAUACCGAUACGAUAGAAAAACGAACAUCGACUCGUCACUGCAGCCAUUUUGUGGGUAACGAACAGGACAUUAAUAUUGUACACGAUACAGCUGUGUUAUUAAAGUGCGUAAUUUUAUCUCUGAUAAGCAGUCGGAUAUAAAAACAAAAUGCAGAUCUUUGUCAAGACAUUAACUGGUAAAACCAUCACUUUAGAAGUGGAACCCUCAGAUACAAUUGAGAAUGUAAAGGCAAAAAUUCAGGAUAAAGAAGGUAUUCCCCCAGAUCAACAACGUCUGAUCUUUGCUGGCAAACAACUAGAAGACGGACGCACCUUGUCUGAUUAUAACAUCCAAAAGGAAUCUACACUGCAUUUGGUACUGAGACUUCGAGGAGGAAUGCAGAUCUUUGUAAAAACUUUGACUGGUAAAACAAUUACAUUGGAGGUUGAACCUUCUGACACCAUUGAGAAUGUCAAAGCCAAAAUCCAGGAUAAGGAAGGUAUCCCCCCAGACCAACAACGUCUGAUCUUUGCUGGCAAACAACUUGAAGAUGGCAGGACCCUUUCAGACUACAAUAUCCAAAAGGAAUCCACCCUUCACUUGGUUCUUCGAUUGAGAGGAGGUAUGCAAAUAUUUGUCAAAACUUUGACAGGAAAGACGAUAACUUUGGAAGUUGAACCAUCUGACACAAUCGAAAAUGUGAAGGCUAAAAUUCAGGAUAAAGAAGGUAUUCCCCCAGACCAACAACGUCUUAUCUUUGCUGGCAAACAAUUGGAAGAUGGCAGGACCCUGUCGGACUACAAUAUCCAAAAGGAAUCCACCCUUCACUUGGUUCUUCGACUGAGAGGAGGUAUGCAAAUUUUCGUCAAAACAUUGACAGGAAAGACGAUAACUUUAGAAGUUGAACCAUCUGACACAAUCGAGAAUGUCAAGGCUAAAAUUCAAGACAAAGAAGGUAUUCCCCCAGACCAACAACGUCUUAUCUUUGCUGGCAAACAAUUGGAAGAUGGCAGGACCCUGUCAGACUACAAUAUCCAAAAGGAAUCCACCCUUCACUUGGUUCUUCGACUGAGAGGGGGUAUGCAAAUUUUCGUCAAAACAUUGACAGGAAAGACUAUAACUUUGGAAGUUGAACCAUCAGACACAAUCGAGAAUGUCAAGGCUAAAAUUCAGGAUAAAGAAGGUAUUCCCCCAGACCAACAACGUCUUAUCUUUGCUGGCAAACAAUUGGAAGAUGGCAGGACCCUGUCAGACUACAACAUCCAAAAGGAAUCCACCCUUCACUUGGUUCUUCGACUGAGAGGAGGUAUGCAAAUUUUCGUCAAAACAUUGACAGGAAAGACGAUAACUUUGGAAGUUGAACCAUCUGACACAAUCGAGAAUGUUAAGGCUAAAAUUCAAGACAAAGAAGGUAUUCCCCCAGACCAACAACGUCUUAUCUUUGCUGGCAAACAAUUGGAAGAUGGCAGGACCCUGUCCGACUACAACAUCCAAAAGGAAUCCACCCUUCACUUGGUUCUUCGACUGAGAGGAGGUAUGCAAAUUUUCGUCAAAACAUUGACAGGAAAGACGAUAACUUUGGAAGUUGAACCAUCUGACACAAUCGAGAAUGUCAAGGCUAAAAUUCAGGAUAAAGAAGGUAUUCCCCCAGACCAACAACGUCUUAUCUUUGCUGGCAAACAAUUGGAAGAUGGCAGGACCCUGUCUGACUACAACAUCCAAAAGGAAUCCACCCUUCACUUGGUUCUUCGACUGAGAGGAGGUAUGCAAAUAUUCGUCAAAACAUUGACAGGAAAAACAAUUACCUUGGAAGUUGAACCGUCUGACACAAUCGAAAAUGUAAAGGCAAAAAUUCAAGAUAAAGAAGGUAUCCCCCCAGAUCAACAACGUCUGAUCUUCGCUGGCAAACAAUUAGAAGACGGACGUACUCUGUCUGACUAUAACAUUCAAAAGGAAUCAACUUUGCAUCUUGUGCUUCGCCUAAGAGGUGGAAUGCAAAUUUUUGUGAAAACCCUCACAGGAAAGACGAUCACUUUGGAAGUGGAACCCUCUGAUACCAUUGAAAACGUAAAAGCGAAAAUCCAAGAUAAAGAAGGUAUUCCACCAGACCAACAACGUUUGAUUUUUGCUGGCAAACAAUUGGAAGAUGGACGUACUCUUUCAGACUACAAUAUACAAAAAGAAUCCACGUUGCAUUUGGUUUUACGCUUACGUGGAGGAUACUAAUUUACAAUUUCCUUUUAAGAUUGUUAUAUUUCAUAGAAAUUUUGAGUAAAUAAAUACUUACUGCAACUAGAAAA
Messenger RNA from Aethina tumida (small hive beetle), 2291 nucleotides. RefSeq names its product polyubiquitin-C. Gene Ontology annotation, molecular function: ubiquitin protein ligase binding; protein tag activity. Bases 160 to 2217 code for a protein of 685 amino acids. The transcript has 3 exons. Gene Ontology annotation, cellular component: cytoplasm; nucleus. Gene Ontology annotation, biological process: modification-dependent protein catabolic process; protein ubiquitination. The record is from RefSeq and is a predicted model, not a curated record. NCBI's taxonomy places the organism in Eukaryota, Metazoa, Arthropoda, Insecta, Coleoptera, Nitidulidae.